This is a messenger RNA of Sciurus carolinensis (gray squirrel), 1046 nucleotides long. It is a transcript of the gene Metrn, whose product is annotated as meteorin, glial cell differentiation regulator. Lineage: Eukaryota; Metazoa; Chordata; Mammalia; Rodentia; Sciuridae. Gene Ontology annotation, biological process: positive regulation of axonogenesis; glial cell differentiation. The record is from RefSeq and is a predicted model, not a curated record. Gene Ontology annotation, molecular function: hormone activity. The transcript is spliced from 4 exons. Bases 136 to 1011 code for a protein of 291 amino acids.
GCGCAGAGCUGCGGCGGGCGGCCUGGACGCGCAGCGCCGGGCCGGGCGGCGGCGUCCGGGCUGCUCCCGCCGCCGCCCCGCCCCGGGGCAGCAGCCUGAGACCCCAGGCCCGAGGCCCCGGCGCGUCCCCGAGCCAUGCCUCCCCCGGCGCUGCUCUGUGCACUCUGCUGCAGUCUCCUGGCUGUGUCCGCGCGCGCCGGCUACUCGGAGGACCGCUGCAGCUGGAGGGGCAGCGGCCUGACCCAGGAGCCCGGCAGCGUGGGGCAGCUGGCCUUGGCCUGUGCGGAGGGCACCAUCGAGUGGUUAUACCCGGCCGGGGCACUUCGCCUGACGCUGGGGGCCCCUGACCUCAGCACGAGACCCGGCAUCGCCUGCCUGCGCCCAGCGCGGCCCUUCGCGGGCGCCCAGGUCUUCGUUGAACGGGAGGGCGGCUCGCUGGAGCUGCUGCUGACCGAGGGUCCAGGCCUGGCAAGGGGCCGCUGCGCACACUGGGGUCCCCGCGAGCGCCGGGCCCUCUUCCUGCAGGCCACACCGCACCGCGAUAUCAGCCGGCGGGUGGCCGCCUUCCGCUUUGAGUUGCGUGAAGACAGGCGUCCAGAAUUGCCUCCGCAGGUCAACGGCCUCGGCGAGGAUGGUGCCUGCAGGCCCUGCAGUGAUGAGGAGCUCCUACUGGCUGCAUGCACCAGUGACUUUGUGAUCCACGGGACCAUUCACGGGGUCACCCAUGACAUGGAGCUGCAGGAGUCUGUCAUCACUGUAGUGGCCACCCGUGUCCUCCGCCAGACGCUGCCACUGUUGGGGAUGGGGGGGUCCGUGGCCCAGGGGCAGGUCUGCGUUCGCACCCUGCUGCGUUGUGGUGUCCGCCCUGGCCCAGGCACCUUCCUCUUCAUGGGCUGGCGUCGUUUUGGUGAGGCCUGGCUGGGCUGUGCUCCACGCAGCCAAGAGUUCACCCGUGCCUACACGUCUGCCCAGGCUGCCCACCUCCACCCCUGCGAGGUGGCACUGGACUGAGCGUCUUUUUCUGGGGACAGGGUGCUAGGGAGGGU